AUGGAUGCUGUCACGCUCAACACCUCGCAGAACCUCAAACUUGACUUCUAUGCUAGACUUAUCAAGACCAAACUCGACCGCGGCAAUGUAUAUAAUUACAUUGGCAGCCUCACCACUCCACUUUGCGAUGAAAUCGUCGACUGGUGGGUGGUUUCAGAGCCCAUCCUGAUUUCCUUAAAGGACCUGGAGCGUCUACAGAAAAGCAUCGGGAAGCUGCCCGUCGCCAACAAUGGCAAGAACGCUCGCCCCCUACAACCUAUCUCUGGCCGCGAAGUCGUCGAGUUCGAUUAA
Molecule: messenger RNA, 291 nt
Organism: Phytophthora nicotianae INRA-310
Lineage: Eukaryota; Oomycota; Peronosporomycetes; Peronosporales; Peronosporaceae
Exons: 2
Coding region: 1-291 (96 amino acids)
Molecular function (GO): zinc ion binding; carbonate dehydratase activity
Source: RefSeq, a predicted model, not a curated record